Daphnia carinata is the source of this 931-nucleotide messenger RNA. RefSeq names its product ras-related protein Rab-11A-like (gene Rab11). Gene Ontology annotation, molecular function: GTPase activity; GTP binding. Gene Ontology annotation, cellular component: recycling endosome. Bases 212 to 859 code for a protein of 215 amino acids. The transcript is spliced from 6 exons. Lineage: Eukaryota; Metazoa; Arthropoda; Branchiopoda; Diplostraca; Daphniidae. The record is from RefSeq and is a predicted model, not a curated record. Gene Ontology annotation, biological process: exocytosis.
AACAUCUGUUUAAAUAACAAUUCUUAGCAUGAUCUAAAACGAUUAGCCAUUUUUGUUUUAGAUUUUUCCCUCCUUUAUAGUUAACUAUCUACUGUCUCGGGUUGUGUUGAAUAAAAUUCCCGUUGGGGGGUGUCGGUAGACAGUCGUUGUCAAGUUGUCCGCCAGUAUAGGUGCUUUGUAAUUUUCAUUCCCCCCUUUCUUUCACACAACUAUGGGCACCAGAGACGAUGAAUACGACUAUCUCUUUAAAGUCGUGUUGAUUGGAGAUUCCGGUGUCGGUAAGAGUAACCUGCUCUCUAGGUUUACUAGGAAUGAAUUCAACUUGGAAUCCAAGUCUACUAUAGGAGUGGAAUUUGCCACAAGGAGCAUACAGGUGGAUGGCAAGACUAUUAAAGCUCAGAUUUGGGACACGGCUGGUCAGGAACGUUACAGAGCAAUUACUUCUGCUUAUUAUCGUGGAGCUGUUGGUGCCCUAUUAGUGUAUGAUAUUGCCAAACAUUUGACCUAUGAGAAUGUGGAGCGGUGGUUGAAAGAACUUCGUGAUCAUGCAGACCAAAAUAUUGUCAUUAUGCUGGUUGGAAACAAGUCCGAUUUGCGGCACUUGCGUUCUGUUCCUACUGAUGAAGCGAAAGCUUUCGCCGAGCGUCAUAGUCUGUCGUUCAUCGAAACAUCUGCCCUGGAUUGUACCAACGUAGAGACAGCCUUUCACAAUAUUCUGACUGAGAUCUACCGUAUCGUGUCUCAGCGACCGAUGCACGACAGCCCGGAUGAGGAUUCCCCCCCUGGCAAUUCCGGUCCUAUUCAAAUCUCGCCAACCGAACCCAAUUCGGGAAGUAAAUCCAAUUGCUGCAAAGCGUAAAAGAUACUAAACAGACAACAGUAACAAAACAAAACGACAUUACGAUUGAAUAAACAACAGAUCGUUAGCCUA